UUGUUUUCCCACAAACCCCCUCUCUGAAAUUCCUUGCUUGCAGUUUUUUUUCCUUUUCUUUCAUUUUUUAGCUGCAGCUAGAUAUGGCGAGUGGCCAGUACAAAGAUGUUGAACAAGGCAAAAUUAAUAGCCUUGAAGACCUGGAAACUCCAUUGAUCCAUGAAGAUAAGAUAGUUUCUUACAAAACUGAUGAUGAUGGGACUGAUCAUGAAACUAGAUCUAUUGGAAUGGUUCUGCUUAGUACAUUUGUUGCUGUUUGUGGUUCUUUUGGAUUUGGUUCUUGUGUGGGCUAUUCAGCACCCACUCAAUCUGCAAUCAUGGAAGAUCUUAAUCUCACAACAUCCCAGUACUCCAUGUUUGGUUCUAUACUAACAAUUGGUGCAAUGCUUGGUGCUAUUACAAGUGGACGGAUUUCAGACUACAUUGGUCGAAAAGGGGCCAUGAGAAUGUCAGCUGGAUUCUGCAUUACAGGGUGGCUAGCUGUGUUUUUCUCUACAGGAUAUCUGUCGCUUGACAUGGGAAGAUUUUUCACUGGUUAUGGCAUCGGAGUUAUCUCCUUUGUGGUCCCAAUAUUCAUAGCAGAAAUAGCCCCAAAGAAUCUUCGUGGUGGGCUUACCACGUUGAAUCAGCUCAUGAUCGUUACUGGGUCAUCCGUUGCAUUCUUGUUAGGAAGUGUCAUAACAUGGAGAGCAUUAGCUCUUACUGGCCUUAUACCAUGCAUUUUCCUUCUCGUUGGUCUGUUCUUUGUCCCGGAGUCUCCCAGAUGGCUGGCAAAAGUUGGCAGAGAAAAAGAAUUCCAAGCUGCAUUGCAGAAACUCCGUGGCAAAGAUACUGAUGUUACACGCGAAGCAGAGGAAAUCCAUGUUCACAUUCAAACUCUACAAUCCCUUCCCAAAGCUAGAAUUCUUGAUUUAUUUCAAAGACAAUACAUUCGUUUUGUAUUCAUUGGAGUAGCAAUAAUGGUAUUCCAGCAAUUUGUAGGAAUUAAUGGCAUUGGAUUUUAUGCUAGUCAAACCUUUGAAUCUGCUGGACUUUCUUCUGGAACAAUAGGAACCAUAGCUUAUGCUUGUAUUCAGGUUCCAAUAACAAUAGUGGGAGCUUUGCUAAUAGACAAAUCAGGAAGAAAGCCACUGAUAAUGGUUUCUGCAGCUGGGACAUUCCUAGGCUGCUUUCUAGCAGGAGUUUCUUUCUUUCUCAAGGCACACAGUUUGCUGCUGGGAUGGGUACCUAUAAUGGCUGUUUCAGGAGUGCUGGUUUAUAUAUCAGCAUUCUCAAUUGGAAUGGGAGCAGUUCCAUGGUUGAUCAUGUCUGAGAUUUUCCCAAUAAAUAUAAAGGGCAUUGGUGGGAGCUUGGUGGUGCUUGUGAACUGGUCAGGUGCCUGGCUAGUUUCCUACACUUUCAACUUUCUCAUGAACUGGAGUUCAUCAGGCACAUUCUUUCUGUACGCCGGAGUCUCAUUGGCAACAAUCGUAUUUGUGGCCAAGUUUGUGCCUGAAACCAAAGGAAAAACACUAGAACAAAUUCACGAAUCUAUCAAUUCAUAGGAAGGGAUCGGAAAGUUGUAACUAUUGGAAGUUGAGUGGAAAUUAUUCUUUUGAAGACCUUAAAAAUUUUGAUGGCACAGCAGCAGCAAAGGUCCAGUUCAAUACAGCAAGAAGUUGCAGUUGCACACUCUUUGCAGAUUGCAAAAAUGUCCAUCAAAAUCAUUUUUUUCCUCAGAAAGAGACCAUUAGGGCCAGGGUCUUCACUUUGUAACAACCAAAUAUAGGAGCAUGUGCUUGUGCUUUGCCUUUGCAUUUAUGUAGGAGAGAGAAAUAAUGAAAAGUAACCUGUAGCCAUUCAAUGAAGAAGAGUUUUCAUGCUUGCCCUUA
This is a messenger RNA of Manihot esculenta (cassava), 1871 nucleotides long. RefSeq names its product sugar transporter ERD6-like 16. Gene Ontology annotation, biological process: carbohydrate transport; transmembrane transport. Gene Ontology annotation, molecular function: sugar transmembrane transporter activity. The record is from RefSeq and is a predicted model, not a curated record. The coding region runs from base 84 to 1544 and encodes 486 amino acids. Lineage: Eukaryota; Viridiplantae; Streptophyta; Magnoliopsida; Malpighiales; Euphorbiaceae. The transcript has 17 exons. Gene Ontology annotation, cellular component: membrane.